AUGUGGAAGUUGACGAGAAACAAAGAGUUGCACAGGUCUUGUGUAACUAGGUUUGCAACUCAGUUUUAUACCAUUCAGAGUGUCCACGAGAAUCGACAUCAUAUUCACAUAUUGUUUGUCUCUGAAGAAUGGAGGAAAAGUAGUUUUUCAAAGACAGUGGCUGGAAAGAGAGUCGAGCGAAUAGCGAGAAGAACGAAAUUUUGGGACAACAUACAACUAGCUUGUCAAGUGCUAGCUCCUUUGGUUGAUGUGGUUAGAUUGGUUGAUACGGAAGAGAAGCCAAGUAUGGGUUAUAUCUAUGAUGCAAUGGUUAGAGCAAAGGAUCAAAUCAAGAAAAAUGUAACUGAUGAAAGACUUGUCCAUCAAAUUUUAGGUAUCAUUCAAGCAAGAUGGACCGACCAACUUCAUCACCCGUUACAUGCAUUUGGAUAUUACUUGAACCCCACUAUUUUACAUGGGGAAAAUUCGAAAGAUAAAAAGAAGAAUGCGGAAGUUUUGUCGGGACUUUACGAGGCUAUUGACUGUCUAGUGCCCAAUAUAGAGGAGAAUGAUAAAGUGAGGCAGGACUUGAAUCUAUACAUUGAUUCAGUUGGGCAAUUUGGAUCUGCGGCUGCUAUAAGGGGUAGAACGAAAGUUGCAUCAUAUAUAUGGUGGCGUCCAUAUGGGAUCGACACACCUUUGCUCCAAUCAUUUGCUAUUAGUGUCCUCAGUCAAACUUGUAGCGCUUCACCUUGUGAACGCAAUUGGAGUACAUUUGACAAUAAUUUACACUCAAAGAAAAGAAAUUGUCUUUUGCAACAAAAACUCAAUGAUCUUGUAUUCAUUCAAUACAACACAAGGUUACAAAGGCGCUUGAACUCAUUAAAAGCCAACAGAUCUUUGGAUCCUAUUUUGUUGAGAGAUGUAGAGGAAAAUGAUGAUUGGCUUACACCAACACAAGAUGAGCUUCAAGACUUUAUUCAGGGUACGGAUGGUCUUCGCUGUCGGAUGUACGAGAGGCAAUGUGAGGAAACGAAGAAGUUGGGCCAAGUACUAGGACCAAAAGAUCGCGCUAUAGAGAUGAUGAUGAUGUUCCAAUCAAUGUGGAAGAUGAUCUUAAUGUACAAUUGGAUGAGAUGGUUGAUGUGGACUCGGAGGAAGAUUUUAUGGCUUAUGAUUAGGUUUUAG
Helianthus annuus (common sunflower) is the source of this 1167-nucleotide messenger RNA. RefSeq lists its product as uncharacterized. The transcript has 4 exons. The coding region runs from base 1 to 1167 and encodes 388 amino acids. Lineage: Eukaryota; Viridiplantae; Streptophyta; Magnoliopsida; Asterales; Asteraceae. The record is from RefSeq and is a predicted model, not a curated record. Gene Ontology annotation, molecular function: protein dimerization activity.